This is a messenger RNA of Punica granatum (pomegranate), 1514 nucleotides long. NCBI's taxonomy places the organism in Eukaryota, Viridiplantae, Streptophyta, Magnoliopsida, Myrtales, Lythraceae. The record is from RefSeq and is a predicted model, not a curated record.
GUAGCUCAUCGGUUCCUGUACCUUGUCAUUUCUGCCUAUAUAGAAUGACGCUGUGAAUAAGAACCAAUAAUUUUUUUCAAAAUUAAUAAGAACCAAUAAAAUUUUUAGAAUUUUGAAAAGAAAAAAUGACAUUAUUUUUCAUAAUCCACUCAUUUGAAUGCUGAUAUUCGAUUGGUUUUUCCUUCCAUAGAGUGAGGAAGAACCACCAAAGAAUUCCCGAUACGAUGAUGUACUUGCCUCAGGUUCAAUGUUUGAAUACCGAUCCUGAGACGGUGAGGGGGUGAAAAUCAGAGCCGUUGGAUUGGCCAGAAUAGAUAGGGGUUGUAUACAUGCACAGGGCAAAGAUGACUUUCGAUUAAGUGAGACGUUGCUAAUGGUAUUGCCAAGUCGGUUCCUUGAAUGCUCCGGAACAGUACAUGGACAUGUUAAAUUCAGUGUCCCACCUUGUCUUUGUCCAUGCAAUGUACGGAUUCCCCAAUAAAUCUCCAUGGAUUCUUGUCUUUGUUUCUGCAACCUUCUGAGAUUCCAUUCGAUAUCGGACAUUCAAUCUUGAAGGUUACCGAUAUAUUUCGAAGAAGACUGAGAUAUGCAUUCAUUGUGGACUUCGGUCAAGGAGAACAUGAAAUGUGCAAGUAAACUGACCGAUGUUGCAGUAGUUCCUCGGCCUCGAGUGGUGUACGUUAAAGUUAAAGGAAACAACUCGGCGUUUAACAGCACGAGGGAUCCCGAGUGCAGGUUGGCUCCUGACCAAAUGGAGAGUAUUUCCUGUAACUUGCCUAAGAAGAAAAGAUGCGAGCAGGCGAGGCUAUCUGAACUUAGUAAUGGGGACCCAUCGAGGAGCAUUAUCGAGAGGAUAGUUCAGGCAUCGAUGCCCGAGGCCUCGAAGAACCAUCGAAUAAUCACGAGGGUCUUUAGGGUCAGGAACCUAUCAGAAAUCCUGGACAGGUUUGAGAAGCACAGAGAAAUGGUGAAGAGGAUGGCCUGCCUCUGUGACACGUCUCACCCCCGGAACUUAGUCGACGGGAACGAAUUGCUUCUGUUCUAUGGCACGACCAUUAGCUGCUGCAGCAAGAAGAAAGAGCCAUCUGAGUCAGUCUCCGAGCUGUGCAAUGAGCCGAAUUGCAGAGUCUGCAGAGUGAUCGGGUCAAACUUUGAUACAGAGCUUACAAGAAAGUUCGGAAUUCGGCUGAGUAGAAGCUGUGAGGUAUCGAGCGAGAGGGCGACUCAGAGUUCAAGAGGGAGGUGUGUGAAGAGGGCUGUGAUUGUUUGCAGGACAAUUGCUGGGACCAAAGGUGGAGGGAGAGAUUUGAUUAGAAGUGUUGCUGACAAUAGUUCAGAUGGCAUCAUUGUUCUGAAUCCUAAUGCUGUCUUGCCAUGCUUUGUCAUUGUUUUCAACUGAUUACUAUUUCUUACCGUAAUUGAUAUGACUAAUCCUCAUUCAAGUAUCGGCUUGGUCGAUGUAUUGGACUUACCUUCAUGUAUUAUAUAUUGUUACCAUCACAGAUAUUCUGAUA